This is a messenger RNA of Salarias fasciatus (jewelled blenny), 1300 nucleotides long. Its product is annotated as eukaryotic translation initiation factor 3 subunit H. Gene Ontology annotation, molecular function: translation initiation factor activity; metallopeptidase activity; protein binding. Gene Ontology annotation, cellular component: eukaryotic translation initiation factor 3 complex; cytoplasm. NCBI's taxonomy places the organism in Eukaryota, Metazoa, Chordata, Actinopteri, Blenniiformes, Blenniidae. The record is from RefSeq and is a predicted model, not a curated record. The transcript has 8 exons. Bases 119 to 1102 code for a protein of 327 amino acids.
AGAAAAGACGGACGUGCAGUCACCGGAAGUGUCCGUCACUAAGUCGUUCCUCCCUUUUCCGCGUGCGGCGGCUCAGAUAGCUUCACGUUCAAAUCCCGGAGCAGAUUUCACCACAGACAUGGCUUCUACAGGCGGGACCCUGGACUCUCCGGUCAAACAGAUCCAGAUCGAGGGGCUGGUGGUGCUGAAGAUCAUCAAGCACUACCAGGAAGAGGGCCAGGGCAGCGAGGUGGUGCAGGGCGUCCUGCUGGGCCUGGUGGUGGACGACCGGCUGGAGAUCACCAACUGCUUCCCCUUUCCCCAGCACACCGAGGACGAUGCCGACUUCGACGAAGUUCAGUACCAGAUGGAGAUGAUGCGUUCCCUGCGUCACGUCAACAUCGACCAUCUGCAUGUGGGCUGGUACCAGUCCACCUACUAUGGCUCCUUUGUCAGCCGAGCGCUCCUCGACUCUCAAUUCAGCUACCAACACGCCAUUGAAGAGUCAGUUGUCCUCAUCUAUGAUCCCAUCAAGACGGCCCAAGGCUCCUUGUCUCUGAAAGCCUACAGGCUCACCCCGAAACUCAUGGAGAUCUGCAAAGAGAAGGAUUUCACACCUGAGGGCUUGAAGAAGGCCAACAUUGGCUUCGAGCAUAUGUUCGAGGAGGUGCCGAUUGUCAUCAAGAACUCGCACCUCAUCAGCGUACUGAUGUGGGAGCUGGAGGACAAGUCCACGGUCGCCGACAAGCACGAACUGCUCAACCUCUCAAGCAGCAACCACUUGGAGAAGAGCCUCCAGCUUCUGAUGGACAGAGUGGACGACAUGAGCCAAGACAUCGUCAAAUACAACACCUACAGCCGCAACCUGAGCAAGCAGCAGCAGCAGAAGCACCAGUACUUGCAGCGGAGACAGCAGGAGAACGCCCAGCGGCAAAGCAGAGGGGAGCCCCCGCUGCCCGAGGAGGACAUCACCAAAAUGUUCAAGCCCCCCCAGCCGCCACCACGCAUGGACACGCUGCUCAUUGCAGGGCAAAUUAACAACUACUGCCAGAACGUGAAGGAAUUCACCUCACAGAACCUGGGGAAGCUGUUCAUGGCGGAGGCUCUCCAAGGCCACAACUAAAGCAGAAAUCAGGCCAGAGGGGGGAAAGUAUCGGAGAUGCAGAACUACCAGAAAACAACUGGAGGAGCCAUCCGACAUUGGGCUUUUUUUUUUUUUUUUGAAUGACUCCUUUCAUUAUUGUUAUUCCUGAAUCCACCUUGAAUAUAAAGUUAUCUGUGAUCAGUUUGGUUUGAGUUAAAUAAAAGACUUUCCAUCUCC